This is a messenger RNA of Glarea lozoyensis ATCC 20868, 3324 nucleotides long. Its product is annotated as cAMP-binding protein. The transcript has 5 exons. NCBI's taxonomy places the organism in Eukaryota, Fungi, Ascomycota, Leotiomycetes, Helotiales, Helotiaceae. Bases 1 to 3324 code for a protein of 1107 amino acids. Gene Ontology annotation, cellular component: membrane. The record is from RefSeq and is a predicted model, not a curated record.
AUGUCUCUACCACCUUCGCAAAGUUUUGGCACCUUUCGAAAACUACGAGCCGCAUCGACAAGUUCUCCCUCGAGUCCGCGGGUCAUUGCUGGAUCUGAUUCUCAAGAUGCGUGGGUGAAUUCUGCGGCAGAUUCAAACUAUGACGUCCAUGCCUCAAACAGCAAUGUCGGAGCUUCCAACCAAAGAGAACCUACGCGAUCUUCGUUGCAUCUCCUUUCCUAUCGGGGGCCGUCAGCUCCUAUCGAUAGUGCCCAAUUUGCUCUCAGCGUAAGAGAAGAUACCGCCGAACUCGCAUCCUACGCCCUCUCCGAUAGAGCUUCAAUCCAAAGCUCCUCUCCUCCUCCACGACGUUCUAUUCAAACCCAUCUCGAUCACUACUUUACCGGCGGAUCCGAUAAUGAGUCGUCCAUGGCCGGCGGCGAGCAGCCUAUACAACAUGAUACUAUAAAAGAGGUUUCUGAACCUGUAUCGCCAGCCGAUGGCCAAUCUCCUCCAAAUAGACCAGGCACUUCUGCCCUUUCAGACCUCAUUAGACGCUCCCCUCCAAGUACAUCCCCUGCGGACACUUCACCACCAAACGGUGCGUCUGAACCAUCGGCCAAAUCGAAUGGGCACGCGAGAAAAAGUAGGCGCGCAACUGGUAGUAAAGCGAACGGGGAACAGAGCAGGCUCAUUAUCUCCUUGGAUGGUGUCGUAGAGGAUGAAAGAACACCCCUUCUUUCAAGGACCAAGACCCCGGAAGCUCAUGUUCAUCCCGACUACAUCGCUGGUGAGGGUGACCUCGAGGACCAACGACCGAAAAAGAAGCCAUAUUGGUCAAAGCUCCACAAAGUAGCACAAUGGCCUAGAGAGCGAGGCGUUGAAAUUGCUCAUACUGUUUUCACCCCGAAAGCGUGGAACACGAGAGCUAUCUGGCAGAAUGCCGUUGUUGCUCCUGUGGGGUAUCUUCCUGCGGUUGUGCUUGGACUUUUACUCAAUGUCUUAGAUGCGUUAUCCUACGGCAUGAUUCUCUUUCCACUCGGCCAACCAAUUUUCGAGUCUCUGGGAUCGGCUGGUAUUUCUAUGUUCUACAUAAGUUGUAUUGUUUCGCAGCUGGUGUAUUCUUGUGGUGGAAGUCGCUUCCGGGGAGGAGUUGGUUCUGAAAUGAUUGAGGUCGUUCCCUUCUUUCAUAAAAUGGCCUUCACAAUUAUGGCUAAAGUCGGCGAAGAAAACCCGCAAGCAGUUAUUGCGACGGUUAUCACUUCUUAUGCCAUUAGCUCGAUCCUUACAGGUUUGGUAUUCUUCUUGAUGGGUACAUUCCGAUUCGGUUAUAUUGUCGGGUUCAUUCCGAGACAUAUACUUACUGGAUGUAUCGGUGGUGUUGGGUUCUUCUUGAUCGUUACAGGCUUCGAAGUCGCAGCUCGCAUGGAUGGCAACCUGGAGUACAACCUUGACACUUUGAAGCACAUGAUCAAGGUCGAUACCUUACCGUUAUGGCUUAUCCCAUUCGUUCUAGCAAUUGUGUUAUACAAGCUGCAGCAGAGGAUCCAAAAUCGGUACUUCCUGCCAGCAUACAUUUUGCUCAUCCCGGCAGUAUUCUACUUUUUUGUUUUCUCUUUGGACGAGUUGAACCUCGACAACCUUACAGAUAACGGAUGGAUCUUCGAAGGGCCUGAAGCUGGAGAACCUUGGUGGUAUUUUUACACCUUGUACAGGUUUGAUCUCGUGGAUUGGGAUGCCAUCUUGGAGUGUAUCCCGGCGAUGUUUGCACUUACUUUCUUCGGCAUCCUGCACGUGCCUAUUAAUGUUCCAUCUUUGGCCUUCAGCGUUGGCGAGGAUAAUCUGAGCUUAGACAGAGAGCUCAUUGCUCAUGGUUUGUCUAAUGCAAUUUCUGGAUUUGCCGGCAGUAUUCAGAAUUAUUUGGUGUAUGCCAACUCGGUACUGUUCUAUCGUAGUGGUGGCGAUAGUCGCGUCGCCGGAAUCAUGCUUGCGGUCUUUACAGUCGGGGUGCUCAUUAUUGGACCUACUAUCAUUGGAUUCAUUCCGGUGAUGAUGGUUGGUGUUCUUAUUUUCGUUCUUGGUUUCGAGCUGUUCCUCGAAGCUGUCUGGGAGCCGAGAAAGAAACUGAAGAUCCUCGAAUACUUGACGGUCAUCACCAUCGUCUUAGUAAUGGGUAUCUACGAUUUCGUCGUUGGUAUUUUUAUUGGUAUUGGCCUCGCCUUCAUGUCACUAACUGUACAAACCUCGAGAAUCCCUGCUAUUCGAGCAUCAUAUUCCGGGGAAAUUGCCGGAUCCACCGUGCGACGAAACCCAAUACAACAUGAUUACUUGCGUAAAGCUGGGCAGCAAGUUCAUGUAACGAAACUAGCAGGAUAUCUAUUCUUCGGUACUAUUGUCAGCGUUGAGGAGCGCCUACGAGCUUUAAUAGAAGAUGGAACAUUUGCACAACGGCCAAUCCGCUUCUUAGUCCUCGAUCUAUGGCAUGUCACCGGAAUCGAUUACUCUGCUGCCGAAGCAUUCAACAGGUUGAAUAGAAUCUUUAGCAAGAAAGGCGUUACGCUUGUUAUGAGUGGCAUAAGUUCAGAAGGGCCUCUUGGCGCAACAUUAUCUGCUGUUGGACUAGGCCAGGAUGGAAACGAGGUGAAGCUGUUUGAAGAGCUGAACUCUGCAUUAGAAAGCUGCGAGAAUGAGCUACUCAAGACUCUCUACGCAAGCAAAGAAGCGCGUAGCAGUCUAAGGAAUCCACCGUCUAACCUGGAUGUACCAGGGAAGAAUCGCGUUGCGAAGAUUGAGCCAACUAUCGACGCCCAAUUCAGCUCACCUCGCCGAAAUCAGCUCCAAAGAGCAGCUACCAUGACACUCGACGAAGGACCAGCAGAAGCGCGCUACGCAAAUUUCAAAGAACCACUCCGCCUCAUUCUCCAAACCUUCCAAGGCCUCACAACCGAAAACGAAGAUUUCUGGUUCCGUCUCACCCCCUUCUUCACCAAAAAAGAAUACCCCGCCGGCACAGUCCUCUUCCGAAGCGGCGAACCAGCAACCGGUUUCUACCUCCUCGAAGACGGUAUCCUCCGCGCCGACUACGAUCUCCCGCAAGGCCGUUACUUCGAAAGCAUCGUCGCCGGCACCACCUGCGGCGAACUCCCCUUCUUCUCCGAGACUGACCGCACCGCCACCGUGCAAGCGGAACGCGACUGCGUUACCUGGCUUAUGGACCGCGAGAACUGGGAUAAUCUCCAGAAGGCGGAUCCGGAGGUCUCGCAGGAGCUGCUGAGGAUCUCGUUGAAACUGACGAGUGAGAGGAUGAGUGCUAUUACUUCUUAUGUGUUGACUACUGCUGGAUAG